AUGUUUACGCAUUUUGAUGCAGUGGCAAAGCCGAAAGCUAAGGAGAAACCAAAAAUUAGGUGAGUCGUGGUUUUUUAAAAUAAAAUUUGUGAUAAAAAGCACGUGGCUUUCCAGAUUUUCAAAUAAAAAAAUUGCAAAAUUCAAAAAUUGCCACGUAGAUGUUCCAGAAUUAGUCUUCAUUUCCAAUUAUUUCCAGAGAACACGCCAUCGAAAAGCCACCAUCAAUUCAAACUCCUCAAACCCUUUGUGUCAAAAUAUUCCCUCCCUUCGCUGAAUUUAUAGAUUUUGGCGGGGCCUCAAAACACACUAUCACAAAUUGUAGCUCAUGUCGGAUAGUUUUCAAAAUCAAGUGUAGUGAUAACGCAGUUUUCAAGGUAGGUUGAGAAUUUUUGAAUAUUGCCACGUAAUAAAAUUUGAAAAUCAAAAUUCGGAUCUCAAACAUCUAUGCUAUAUUUUGAAGAGUAUAUUGCUUCACCAAGAUCCAGAAUUCUCCAAAAUUCCAGGUUUCCCCAGUGCACGCUUUUCUCGAUCAAGCCGCCUCUACCGAGCUUCAAAUCCUCCGCAAAGAGGGACCACCCAAACAAGACAAACUAAUAAUUGUGCUGAAGGAGGCCAAAAAAUCCGACAAAGAUGCCAAACUCUCAUUCGAAUCCGAUCUAACCACCGUGAAACAUGUCAUUCCAUUACUAACGGUCAGUUGACUGACCAAUUAACCUACCAUUUCUGAACUUUUGAAAAUCCUUGGUUUUUAGCGUAUUGUCGAGGAGUUCUGA
Messenger RNA from Caenorhabditis angaria, 773 nucleotides. NCBI's taxonomy places the organism in Eukaryota, Metazoa, Nematoda, Chromadorea, Rhabditida, Rhabditidae. The record is from the annotation of a GenBank genome assembly.